AUGUUUUCUGGUGGUUCAUUCAUAAACUUCACAAUUCCAGAUAAAAUCACAUAUAUUGGCAAUAAUGCAUUUGCACGGUGUAGAUCAUUAACAAACUUCAUAUUUCCAGAUAAAAUCACAUAUAUCAGAAAUAAUACAUUUGAACAAUGCACAUCAUUAACAAACAUCAUUAUUCUCGGUAAAUCUGUUUCAAUCGGAUAUCGAGCAUUUUAUUCAUGCACAAGUUUAACAAAUUUUACCACCUUAGGAAGCAUAUCAUAUCUUGGGAGAGAAUCAUUUUCAUUUUGUGGACUCACAAAUUUCACAAUAUUAGUGAAUGCAUUAAUUAUAGAAAUGGAUGCAUUUUCGGAUUUGCCAAACUUAACAAGUAUUACAUUUAUAGGGAGCAUAAAUUCUAUUAAUAAUUAUGCAUUUCAUCAUUGUACAUCACUAACAAAUGUUACAAUCAUAGGAAGUGUUACUUCUAUUGGAAAAGAAGCAUUUUCUUGGUUUACAUCUUUAACAAAUAUUGCAAUCACAGGAAAUGUAAAUUCUAUUGGAGAUCGUGCAUUUUAUAAUUCUACAGAACUAACAAAUGUUACAAUCACAGGAAGUAUAACAUCUAUUGGAAAAGAAGCAUUUAGCCUAUGCAUUUCAUUAAAAGAAAUCGCAAUCAAAGGUAAUUCACUAACUAUCGGCGAUAAUGGGUUUUAUUUAUGCAUUAACUUAACAAGUAUCACAUUUUCUGGUAGUUUAAGAUAUAUUGGAUGGAAUGAAUUUGGUGAUUGUCCAUUUUUAACAAAUAUUACAUUUCCAAGCAGCACCAAUUCAUUUUCAUAUGGUUAUGAAUUAUUUAUAAAAGAUGCUACUCUGGAUGAAUAUCCAAUAAGUUUUUUUUUACCUGGAUCCAAUAUUUAA
Molecule: messenger RNA, 897 nt
Organism: Trichomonas vaginalis G3
Lineage: Eukaryota; Parabasalia; Trichomonadida; Trichomonadidae
Product: ribonuclease inhibitor domain-containing protein
Exons: 1
Coding region: 1-897 (298 amino acids)
Source: RefSeq, a predicted model, not a curated record